This is a messenger RNA of Strongylocentrotus purpuratus (purple sea urchin), 606 nucleotides long. RefSeq names its product biogenesis of lysosome-related organelles complex 1 subunit 4-like. The record is from RefSeq and is a predicted model, not a curated record. Bases 221 to 604 code for a protein of 127 amino acids. The transcript has 5 exons. Gene Ontology annotation, cellular component: BLOC-1 complex. Lineage: Eukaryota; Metazoa; Echinodermata; Echinoidea; Camarodonta; Strongylocentrotidae.
AAACAGCGCCACCUCUUGAACACAGAAUUCAUUUAUCUCUGGAACUUAAUUACUUUUUGCAGAUUUUCAGCUAAAUGACAUAAAUGGCAGAAGUUGCAUCAGGUUCAGACUGUUCACGAUCUGUCGAGGAUUGUGUUUGGGCAAGCAGCUUCAGAUAUGCCAGCUAUUUUGAAAUAGAGCCCAAGAAACAGAGUCAACACUUAGAAGAAGAAUUGAAGAGAUGCUGACCAAACUUGAUGAGUUUUGUGCUGUGGUGGACAUGGUUAGAACAGAUUCAUCCCUUGCCUUGAACAGAAGUCUUCCAGAGAUUCAUAACAAAGCUAAGAACAUGGAGAAAAUCUUCACAAGGAUUGACCAACUGGAGGAAUUUGUAUCAGUUGUAAAAAAGAAUGUUAAUGCCUAUGAGGAACUUGUCAACACCGCAGAGAAAGACCUUGGGACUCUGAAUUCCAUCAAGUCACUGUUCAGCUCAUUACCACUGUUUUCAAAAAAGGUAGCAACCGCCACCACGCAGAAGAAGUUUGCUGCGCCUGAAGUCUUUUCCACCGGUGACUACAUCACCAAAUCACCCACACCUACAAGUAAAAUGGAAGGAGACUCGUAGUG